GCGUCGCGGGCCUGGGCGGGGCGGGGCUGACGGCUGGCACCCAUGGCUGCCGCGCGGGAGCCCCAGGAGCCGGAGAAGAAGACCUUUAAGCUCCUAGGAAUUUUAGAUGUCGAGAACAUUCCAUGUGCGCGAGAAUCUAUACUCUAUGGCUCAUUAGGAUCUGUUGUGGCUGGACUUGGACAUUUCUUAGUGACCAGUAGAAUUAGAAGAUCAUGUGAUGUUGGAGUAGGAGGAUUUAUCCUGGUGACUUUAGGAUGCUGGUUCCAUUGUAGGUAUAAUUUUGCUAAGCAAAGAAUCCAAGAAAGAAUUGCCAGAGAAGGAAUUAAAAAUAAGAUUUUAUAUGAAAGCACCCACCUUGAUCCUGAAAGGAAAAUCAAGAGCAAUAACAGCAGCUGAGCAACCUUGAGCUGGAGAACUACUCCUUUGGAUCAACCACAAAUGAAUUAUUGUAUACAAUAAAAAGCUCUUAAAUAUGUGUGAACUGCAUUGUGUCACUUUCAUAAGAACCUUUUCUGGUCUUGGACACCAGUACAGUAUGCUUGUUAUACAUCUGUCAAAUGCAAUAAAGCAAGCCAGAAUGAAGGAGAAAUUGUACUUGAACAAGAAUGUCUGAAGCUAUUUUGUUCUCUAUCCUUCCAACAGAAAAGAUUGUUUUCCUUUCAAUCACCAUGAAGGCCAGGGUGCGGACUUGUGUAACUACCAGUCAGUAACAGUUUGUACACAUGUGCUACUAAAAGUUUUCAGCUGGUAGCCGCCCUAGGAUUUGGCCACUGAUGAGUUUGCAGCAUGUCAAUGGUUAAAUAAAUGGUCAAUCUAGUAUUCUAA
Messenger RNA from Onychomys torridus (southern grasshopper mouse), 825 nucleotides. RefSeq names its product cytochrome c oxidase assembly protein COX20, mitochondrial. NCBI's taxonomy places the organism in Eukaryota, Metazoa, Chordata, Mammalia, Rodentia, Cricetidae. Gene Ontology annotation, cellular component: mitochondrion; mitochondrial inner membrane. Bases 43 to 396 code for a protein of 117 amino acids. The transcript has 4 exons. Gene Ontology annotation, biological process: mitochondrial respiratory chain complex IV assembly. The record is from RefSeq and is a predicted model, not a curated record.